GCUUGCUGGCAGUAGGGCACGCGCGGCCUUCUCAUUGGCCCGGAGGACACCCGCUCCAGACCCGGAGACGCAGACACGGGCCACGGGGCUGCCAGAGUCGAGCGCGGGGAAGAGCUCGCCGCCGCCGCUCGGUCACUGGCUGGCCGGGAUCCGGGCAGGCCGCGAGAAUCUUGCUUCACAAUACCUAAGACCAUCAAGAGAGACAAAGGGUCAAGUACCUCACUCCAACUUAUCUAAGAACAGCAAGACAGUCAUCAGGACAAGAGUGAAUAUAUGAAGGAGGAAGUGGGGGAAUCUGCUGAAGAUGAGGCGACUGAAUCGGAAGAAGACCCUGAAUUUGGUGAAAGAGUUGGAUGCCUUUCCAAAGGUUCCUGAGAGCUAUGUAGAGACUUCAACAAGUGGUGGAACAGUUUCUUUAAUAGCAUUUACAGCUAUGGCUUUAUUAACCAUAAUGGAGUUUAUGGUGUAUCGAGACACGUGGAUGAAAUAUGAAUAUGAAGUAGACAAAGAUUUUACUAGUAAAUUAAGAAUCAAUAUAGAUAUUACUGUUGCCAUGAAGUGUCAAUAUGUGGGGGCUGAUGUUUUGGAUUUAGCAGAAACAAUGGUUGCCUCUGCAGAUGGUUUAGUUUAUGAACCAGUAAUAUUUGAUCUCACUCCCCAGCAAAGAGAGUGGCAGAGGAUGCUGCAGUUAAUUCAGAGUAGGCUGCAGGAAGAACACUCCCUUCAAGAUGUGAUAUUCAAAAGUGCUUUUAAAAGUGCUUCAACAGCACUGCCACCAAGGGAGGAUAAUUCAUUACUGCCUCCAGAUGCAUGCAGAAUUCAUGGUCAUCUAUAUGUCAAUAAAGUGGCAGGAAACUUUCACAUAACUGUGGGCAAGGCAAUUCCUCAUCCCCGAGGCCAUGCACACUUGGCAGCCCUUGUGAGCCAUGAUUCAUACAACUUCUCUCAUAGAAUAGAUCACUUGUCUUUUGGAGAGCUCAUUCCAGGAAUUAUUAAUCCUUUGGAUGGGACAGAAAAAAUUGCAUCAGAUCACAACCAGAUGUUCCAAUAUUUUAUCACAGUCGUGCCAACAAAACUCCAUACGUAUAAAAUUUCAGCAGAAACUCACCAGUUUUCCGUGACAGAAAGGGAAAGAGUGAUUAACCAUGCAGCUGGCAGCCAUGGGGUAUCCGGGAUAUUCAUGAAAUAUGACAUCAGUUCACUUAUGGUGACAGUAACAGAAGAACACAUGCCCUUUUGGCAGUUCGUAAUAAGACUCUGUGGUAUUAUCGGUGGAAUUUUCUCAACUACAGGCAUUUUACAUGGCAUUGGAAGAUUCAUAGUGGAAAUUAUCUGCUGUCGUUUCAAACUGGGCUCUCACAAACCUGUCCUACUUCCGGAUGGCCACAUAAACAACCACUUACCUCUAAUUACAGACAACAGUAUGCAUUAGCACCUCCUUGGGAAACUUUUUUUCUUUCUUUCUGCCUGAUACAGAAGACAAUUUUUAUAAUAAAGAAAACAUUGUGCAAUAUGUUGAGACAGUGCUCAUGGGAAGCAAAAAUCAAGCCUUUUAAAAAAACAGUCUGUGUAAUUUGUCUCUCUUAAGUGCACAUGGAGUCGAAGGAGGCCAGGAAGCCCCGUGAAGCCAACCUCUUCUUGAGCUAGCAGAAGCAUUACUGAAGAGAGACAAUAUUUGCAGUGAAACUGAGUGUCUUUGCAAAAACUGCCAUCAGCACUGAAGUGUCAGUGUAGUGAUCUGGAUUCCAGGCCUGCGAAGUCAGGCAAACACCUAUGAAAGCUAACACAUAUGCAGAAUGCAGAGAGAGCCCCAUGCAGUGUUCAGCGUGCAGUGCAGCAAGCAAGGGUGGCUGUGAUAAUUGUAGUUUAAGAAGCCAGGAUUUGCUGCUAGGUUUUCAGAAAUGGACGUGAGACUUUAAUUUUUUUAAAUGAGUAGGUAGAGAAGGCUUCGAUGCU
Messenger RNA from Terrapene triunguis (Three-toed box turtle), 1956 nucleotides. It is a transcript of the gene ERGIC2, whose product is annotated as ERGIC and golgi 2. The coding region runs from base 305 to 1432 and encodes 375 amino acids. The transcript has 16 exons. NCBI's taxonomy places the organism in Eukaryota, Metazoa, Chordata, Testudines, Emydidae. Gene Ontology annotation, cellular component: COPII-coated ER to Golgi transport vesicle; membrane; endoplasmic reticulum. Gene Ontology annotation, biological process: endoplasmic reticulum to Golgi vesicle-mediated transport; retrograde vesicle-mediated transport, Golgi to endoplasmic reticulum. The record is from RefSeq and is a predicted model, not a curated record.